Homarus americanus (American lobster) is the source of this 745-nucleotide messenger RNA. RefSeq names its product neuroblastoma-amplified sequence-like. Bases 121 to 708 code for a protein of 195 amino acids. Gene Ontology annotation, molecular function: SNARE binding. The record is from RefSeq and is a predicted model, not a curated record. Gene Ontology annotation, cellular component: Dsl1/NZR complex; endoplasmic reticulum membrane. Lineage: Eukaryota; Metazoa; Arthropoda; Malacostraca; Decapoda; Nephropidae. Gene Ontology annotation, biological process: retrograde vesicle-mediated transport, Golgi to endoplasmic reticulum. The transcript has 4 exons.
UGUAGUCAUUGUCUCAACAAAAUAUGGGUUAUUUAUUUUUACCAUUAUCAUAUUAACAGGGAAGCAGUUAAUGAAGGAGAAGAUGACCCAGCUGAUUUCCUAUAUGCAGAGCGACCUGAUAUGGAGAAGUUUGAAGGAGUGAGUCUGACUGCGGAGAGUGUUAGUGAGUGGUAUCAGGAGCGAGCACGGGAGAUAGAGAGGUGUAGCCACUUUGUCGAUGCAUCACUGGACCUUCUGAAACUUGGGCGUGAGAGAGGUGUGAUGGAUCUUGAAGAGCUUCAUGACACACUGGAUUCCUUAGAAGUCCUGGUGUAUGAGGUUGGCCUCACUUUUAUGACCCUUGAUAAAUACUCCAAGCUCUCUGAUGAUGACAAAAUUGUUCAGCUCAUGUCAACAAGCACUCCAGAAACCUACAUCCAAAACAUUCGUCGGUGGCUUCUGCCCUUCCUGGCCCGGUGUGAGAAGUGGUGUCCUGGCAGUGCUCAGAUACUCCUGCGGACAUAUGUAGUGACCACAGCCAAACAAGAUCUUGGUCUGCCGCUGAAAAUAUUACAACAUUCUCGACCCGAUCAACAUGCACAGAUCAUCCCAUCUGCAGAGGAGAUGAUGACCAUUGCUAUUGAUUGUGUGUACGCUUGUGAGAAAGAGAAUCAACUUCCUAGAGCUUUUGCCAUUCUUGAAUGUCUCCCAGAGAGGGAGUCUGGGUGAGUAUUAGACAUGUGGUAGGUUAGCUCUAUGUAUACAG